ACUUUAGCAAUGACGGAAAUUUUGACAACCCUAGUGCGCUCUAUCUCUCUUUGCAUACUCUAAGCGGUUCGAAGCGGCUGUAUCUGCCACGAAUUUAUUUAUUUUGUCGAAUUACGUCAAGACACAUCAAUUUCAAACAAAAUGGUGGAGAUCGAGUCAAUGAUGAGAUACGUGUCACCAGUAAAUCCAGCUGUUUUUCCACUACUGGCUGUGGUAUUAUUAGGAAUUGGAAUAUUUUUCACAGCCUGGUUCUUCGUGUACGAAGUCACCAGCACCAAGUUCACACGAGAUAUAUUCAAGGAACUAUUAAUCUCCUUGGUAGCAGCGAUAUUCUCUGGCUUUGGGGUGUUAUUCCUGCUGCUGUGGGUUGGAAUCUACGUAUAGGUAAUAUUGUUGCGUUGAAUUAAAUUGAAACAAUUGACUACUUAAUGGCAUUUAAUUAAGUCAGUAAGAGAGAAAGAGGAUUCCAUUUGUAAGACUUUAUCAUCAUUGCAGUUCAGUCAAAUAAACACUUCCAAAUAUUUUUUACACUACAUAAGUUUAUUCACUUAUCACAAUGAAAACAUGAAAUUUGCAAUGCAAGUACAUAGCAAUCAGUGUUAUAUCUUAAGAAAAUAAGUCUAUUUUUUUCUCAACAUAAAUCAGAAUCUAAUUAAUUCAUGCAAUAUUGUGAUAAAAAAGGUUUCGUACUCAUAUGUGCAAUAAUUAUUAUACUUGCCUAAAAUCAUAGUAUGCAUAAUAUUAAACUUUACGUGAAACAGUUUUCUUCUCGUUACACUGCGAGAAGAAAAGAGCGUUCAUUCGACAAAAUGUACAUAAUUUAUUUGAUCAUUUCAUCGAUAAAAUUUUAAUAUCAGCAGAUGUUACAUAUAUUGUUUCCUAUUUCCACUGCGUAAUACAAGAUUAUUUUGUAGUAAAAUGGAAUAUUGCAUCUCUAAAAUAA
Molecule: messenger RNA, 943 nt
Organism: Ooceraea biroi (clonal raider ant)
Lineage: Eukaryota; Metazoa; Arthropoda; Insecta; Hymenoptera; Formicidae
Gene: kud
Product: oligosaccharyltransferase subunit 5 kud
Cellular component (GO): oligosaccharyltransferase complex
Source: RefSeq, a predicted model, not a curated record